AUGCAACAGGCCUUACUUGCAGCAGGCAAAUCCUCAUGUGGUAUGUCUAAUCGUCAACAUGAACAUUGGGUCUCUUCACAGUCUCUGGAACUUAUAGAUGCUCGUCGGCAUAUUACGACUGGAAGCGAACACAAUGAAACUCGCAAAGAGCUCCGGGCAAAACUCUGUGCUAGCCUGAAGAAAGGCCGCGAAUCCUGGUGGUCUCGUCGUGCAACAGAGAUGGAAAUGGCCGCUGCCCUUGGUAAUCAUCGUGAGUUAUUCCGUCUUAUACGGGAAACGGGCAGCAGGAGACCUGGUGUUAGUGAAACUAUACGUGACGAGAGUGGACAGCCUAUCCACAACUUAUCAAAACGCCUGGAACGUUGGGCUGAGCACUUUGAAAGGCAAUUUAAUCGGUCGGAAUUGUUAGAUUUCUCGCCGACCAGUGAUCGUCCUGCUCCGUGGGUUGUUCAUUUGGAUCCACCCUCUCGCUCAGAAGUCGAACAUGAGAUCAAACUGUUGAAGUUAAAUAAAGCCGCGGGACCUGAUGACCUUCCUCCAGCCCUCUUCAAAUUCGGCAAACCUGCUCUUGUAGAUGAUUUACACGAGUUACUAGUGAAACUAUGGGAGCAGGAAACUGUCCCAACCGAUUGGAGCCGCUCCGUCAUAGUCCCAAUUUUCAAGGAAGGCUCACGAUCGGAAUGCGGCAGCCAUAGAGGAAUCAGUCUGAUCUCCAUCACCUCCAAAUUGCUUGCCUCUAUCAUCCUUCACAGACUGACUGGCACUCGUGAAAGCCAGAUUCGUGAAGAGCAAGCUGGAUUUCGUCGGGGUAGUGGCUGCAUUGACCACAUCUUCACCUUGCGUUAG
Dicrocoelium dendriticum is the source of this 846-nucleotide messenger RNA. The record is from the annotation of a GenBank genome assembly. NCBI's taxonomy places the organism in Eukaryota, Metazoa, Platyhelminthes, Trematoda, Plagiorchiida, Dicrocoeliidae.